This is a messenger RNA of Oppia nitens, 1413 nucleotides long. Its product is annotated as cytochrome P450 3A11-like. Lineage: Eukaryota; Metazoa; Arthropoda; Arachnida; Sarcoptiformes; Oppiidae. Gene Ontology annotation, molecular function: heme binding; oxidoreductase activity, acting on paired donors, with incorporation or reduction of molecular oxygen; monooxygenase activity. The record is from RefSeq and is a predicted model, not a curated record. Bases 1 to 1413 code for a protein of 470 amino acids. The transcript is spliced from 3 exons.
AUGGGUCCAGUCCUGAUUGUUGCCGACCGGGUAGUCAUCAAACAAAUACUAGUCAAAGAUUUCCAUUUGUUUCGUAACCGCGGCGGCGGCGGUAGUGGUGGUGGUCCCGGAUCUAUACACCCGAUACUAUCAAAGUCCAUAUUUGUGGCCCGCGAUGACCAGUGGCGUCAAAUACGUACGAUAUUUAGUCCGACAUUUACGGCGGCAAAGUUACGCCAUAUGUACGGCCUAAUGGACCGAUGUUCAGCCGAUCUUAUUGGCCAUUUGGACAACAGUUUGCUAACUACCGCCGCCACAGCUGAUGGCACAGUGACAGUAGCGGCACUGGAUCUGAGACAAGCAAUGGACUCCUAUACUAUGGAUGUGAUAGCCCGGUGCGCGUUUGGCAUCCAAUCGGAUGUCUACCGGCCGGACAAUCAGCUAACCUCCAGUGCUAACCAAACAUUUGCCGCAAUACCUCUUCGACCGAUUGGUCAGUCUAGUCGACCAAUAGUUAGUAUAGUCGGUAACUGCCGGCGACAACAACAACAACAGCAGCCGCCGCCGCCGCCCGUAAAUGUUUCCCAUUUUUUCAUACAAUUGUCGCGCGAUUUCAUUAGUAAACGUUUGAACAGAGAGGUCGGCGCCGGCACUGAUGGCCAGCCAUUGAUAUUCAAUGAUUUUUUACAACUUAUGAUUGACUCGUCCACCGACAACGAUUCAAAUGGACAGCAGCUAAACAACAGCACCGGUAGGUUAACCGAAAACGAAAUCCUAGGCCAGUGUUAUGUAUUUUUUAUUGCCGGCUACGAUGCACUGGUAUCUGCAUUGGCCUACUGUCUAAACGAACUGGCCGUUCGGCCUGAACUACAGGACCGGCUAUACGAUGAAAUCAGUCGAUUGUUUGCCGACACCGACAACGAGUCUACUAUCGAUUACAAUGAUCUCAAGCGCCUGGAGUUUAUGGAUGCCGUCCUAAAGGAAACCCUUAGACACUAUCCGCCGGUCAUAAACUUGGAACGGGAGGCCCGACAGGACGUAACUCUAACCGAUAGUACUGGCAGUACUGGUAGUAUAGUCAUAGCCAACGGAACACAACUGGAGAUACCGGUGUAUGCCAUACAUCACGACCGGGACUACUAUCCCGAACCCGAUUUGUUCGAACCAAACCGUUUUAUGCCGACGUCGAGUGGCGGUCAAUGGCCACCAAUUGAGUCGUACACAUACAUGCCGUUUGGUUUGGGACCGCGUAACUGUUUGGGCACACGUUUGGCCGUACAGUCGGCCAAACUAGCAUUGGUCAAACUGGUCAGGCGAUACCGUUUUAGUCCCGUAGCCGAUACCCAGUGGCCGCCCGAGUUUAUUUCGGGUGCUUCCCGUCGGUUUCAACUACAAGCCGAUCGCUUGAUUGUCGGUAUUCACAAACGGGGGUAG